Colletotrichum spaethianum is the source of this 432-nucleotide messenger RNA. Its product is annotated as prefoldin subunit 1. The transcript is spliced from 4 exons. Gene Ontology annotation, cellular component: prefoldin complex; cytoplasm. Gene Ontology annotation, biological process: protein folding. Bases 1 to 432 code for a protein of 143 amino acids. Gene Ontology annotation, molecular function: protein folding chaperone. The record is from RefSeq and is a predicted model, not a curated record. Lineage: Eukaryota; Fungi; Ascomycota; Sordariomycetes; Glomerellales; Glomerellaceae.
AUGUCUAUCUCGAACCAAGCGCUCGAAAAGUUGAUUCGUGAAAUUGAGAGCCAAGCGAUUGUGGCCCAGCAGCAGAUUGGCCAGGCUCGCACGCAGAUGACGGCAAAGCAACGAGAAAUGCGCAUGGUGCGCCUGACCUUGGAUGAGGUGUCGACCCUACCCGUGAACUCGGGUGUUUACGAGGGUGUUGGCAAAAUGUACGUGGAACCCUCGUUGGCUAGUUGCAAAGGAGCGGAGUGGAAGAAGAUGCAGCUCGGUACCGAUUUUGCUGACACUUGGCCUGCCGGUGGGGAGGCGGAAAAGAAGCUGGAGGGCCAGAUCAAGGAGAAGGAGGGAGAGGUUGAGAAGCUGAGCCAGAAGCUGCAUUACUUAGAGACGACAUACAAGAACAGCCGGCAGCACAUUGACCAGAUGCUUAAGGCACAAUCAUGA